GAAACGAGAAUAUUUUGAUGAGAUUAGAAAUUGUGAAGGAAAUGAAACGUGCGGUUAGUUAUAAUGAUGUAGCAGCUUUCGUAUCUAUGCCACUUUCUUCCAAUAAUACGGAAGAAGAUAGUAGUUCUGAAGAAGAGUCAGAGUCUAAAUCUUUUCCCAUGAAGAAGCUGGCUAUUGUCAUGGUUGGUUUGCCUGCUCGAGGCAAGACUCACAUUGCUCGGUAUAUUGCUAGGUACUUGAAUUGGGUAGGUAGAGCAACGAGGGUGUUUAAUGUUGGAAACUAUCGGAGAGAAAUUUUGGGAGCAAGCCAACCUGCUGAGUUCUUUGACCCUAGUAAUCAAGAGGGAAGACGUGCACGUUGGGAAUUGGCUAUCAAGUGCUUGGAUGACUUGAUACUAUGGUUAAAACACCAGCAUGGACAGGUCGGUAUUUACGAUGCCACCAACAGCACCAAGGAAAGACGAAAAUAUGUAAAGGAGCGUUUAGAAACAGAGAGUAUUCGAGUGUUGUUUUUGGAAAGCGUUUGUGAAGAUAAGAGCAUAAUUGAACAUAACAUCAUGGAAACCAAGUUACGUAUGCCUGACUAUCAAAACAUGGAUCCUGAAAGAGCAGUGGAAGAUUUUCAAGCAAGAAUUGCCAACUAUGAAAGAGCGAAUGAGACUAUUGAUGAUGAUGAAAUGGUAUCUUAUAUUAAAAUUAUCAAUGUAGGAAGAACAAUUAUGUUGCAUCAGUUAACGGGAUAUUUACAAGGCAAACUUGUUUCCUAUUUGAUGAAUAUGCACACUUUGUCAAGAAGUAUAUAUUUGACUCGACAUGGAGAGUCAGAAUACAACGCUGAAGAAAGAUUAGGAGGAGAUCCUGAUCUAACAGAGAAGGGAAAGCGUUUUGCUAUAAAAUUAGCGCAAUAUAUUCAUGAAGAAUUCACUGCUCAAGGAAAGGAACUUCCUUUAAUAUGGACGUCGCAACUUCGACGGUCUCGUCAUACUGUCCAGUUUAUUCCUACUCAUAAUGUUUGUUGGCGAGCCUUGAAUGAAAUAAAUGCUGGUGUUUGUGAAGGCAAGACUUUAGAAGAAGUGAAACAACAGUUUCCCAAGCUUUAUGAAGCUCGGUUAAAAGAUAAAUUACAUUUCCGUUAUCCUGGAGGAGAAAGUUACGUAGAUGUUAUUCAAAGGUUGGAGCCUGUAAUGCUAGAAGUGGAACGUAUGAGAGAGCCUAUGCUAAUUGUGAGCCAUAAUGCAGUGAUAAGAGCUAUAUAUGGCUUUCUUAUUGGAAAGCGUCAAGACGAAUGUCCCAAUUUAGAAGUGCCACUUCAUGUAGUUAUCAAGUUAACACCCCGUGCUUAUGGGUGUGAAGAGACCAGAAUAGAAUUGAAUGUCGAAGAUAAUGAAACAGUUGACGGUUCUCGUUUGGAUUCGAAACUGAAUACGCGUUGCACCAAACCACCAAAGCAAGUUUUUUUCUAACAAUUGUUGGGAAUGCUAUUAUGGUAAAGUAGUGAAUAAGUUAUAAAGGACACAAAAGGGGAUAAAUGUAUGCCAAAAUAG
Molecule: messenger RNA, 1544 nt
Organism: Galdieria sulphuraria
Lineage: Eukaryota; Rhodophyta; Bangiophyceae; Galdieriales; Galdieriaceae
Product: bifunctional 6-phosphofructo-2-kinase / fructose-2,6-bisphosphatase
Exons: 2
Coding region: 42-1463 (473 amino acids)
Biological process (GO): fructose metabolic process; fructose 2,6-bisphosphate metabolic process
Cellular component (GO): cytosol
Molecular function (GO): ATP binding; fructose-2,6-bisphosphate 2-phosphatase activity; 6-phosphofructo-2-kinase activity
Source: RefSeq, a predicted model, not a curated record